GGAACGUGAGGGCGGCGGGCGAGGCCAUUACUGACACACCAUCACAACUACUAUCAUGUCUACUGAGUCAAAACCCAAGAAAAUAGAUGACCUGCGAGUGGUGGACCUGCGGGCGGAGCUGGAGAAGAGAGGACUGGACAAGACUGGCGUCAAGGCCACCCUCACCGAGCGCCUCAGGAAGGCCCUUGAAGACGAUGGACAUGACGCAGACGAGUAUGAAUUUGAGAACACGCUACCCAGUACCCCAGUAAAGUCUAACCGCAAAUCCGGAGAUGGUGAUGAAGAAAUGGCCAAUCACAUUAAUGGAGACUCUGGAAAUGCCAAGGAUGACGAUAAGGAUGAUUAUCAGGAGGAGGAACUGGAGGAUGAAGAGGACCAGGAAGAAGUUAAUGAUAAAGAAUCUCAGGAAGCAGCAGACACUAAGGAAGAGAAGGGCAAGGAACAAGAGAAAGAUGCUACACUGGAUGCCAAAGGUAAACUGAAAAGUGAUGAGGAAGCAGGCCAUGGUGAUGAGGACGAUGUACGCAACAUAGAAGAUGACUCCAUUAACCUCAUGCUGGAAGACGAAGACAAAAUGCUCGAAGAUGAAAUGACUUUCAAUGACUCGGAACGUAUGGACCAGGAUGAUUCUUCAAAUGCAGAUGGUAAAGAGCGAUCACACACCAAGGAGGGCAGUUCCACAACCCACGGCAACGCAGACUCCAUGGGGAAGAAGGACAUCUCCGACAGCGAUUCUAAGGAUAAGAAAGAAUGCGAUAAGCCCAAGAGCUCCGGGGAAGAAAAGGGGAAAGAUGACAAGCUAAAAGAUGACAAAGACCACAAGAAGAGCAGCAGUGGUGGUAGCGGCGGAAGGAACCUCUGGGUCAGCGGCUUGGCAUCUUCAACUCGGGCACAGGAUCUCAAAUCUGUUUUCUCCAAGUAUGGCAAGGUUACGAGUGCAAAGAUAGUGACUAAUGCCAAGACUCCCGGGGCCAAGUGUUAUGGGUUUGUCACCAUGGCCAGUAGUGACGACGCUGCCAAGUGUAUCUCACAGCUCAACCACACAGAACUUCAUGGUCGUAUGAUCCAGGUGGAAAAGGCUAAGGGAGAACCUGGUGGUCCAACCAGAAACAAAGCAUCCUCUUCGUCGUCCAAUCGUAAACCAUCAGACUCCAAGAAAGAUUCAAGUAGCGACAAGAAGAAGGAAGGAGAUAAGAAGGAGGGUGAUAAAAAAGAUGGCAGUGAUGAUAAGGAAGGUUUAGAUGAUAAGAGUGGUAAAGAUGGGGACAAGAAUGACAGGAGGUCACAUUCCAAGGACAUCAGUAGAAGUAGUAAAGAUCGGGAUCGCAGGGGACCAAGAAAUAACAGGCCGUUUGAACGACGACAAGAUAAUUAUAAGUUCGAGCCACGAGGAGGCAGAAACGAAGUCUUGAGUUUCAAACAGAUCAUGGAUGAGCGCGAACGACAGCGCCUGCGUGCCCGGGAGAGAGUGAUGCGGGAAGAGGAGAGGAGGAGAAGAGAGGAUGAAGUGAGGCAACGUAACAUUGAAAGACGUCAGCGAGAAGAAGCAGAGAGACUCCAGAGGGAGAGAGAAAAAUUGCGCUUAGAACGAGAAAAAAUAGAAAGACAGAAGCACGAACUCUUACGCUUGGAGAGAGAGCACCAGAGGAUGGAGAGAGAAAAGCUGGAGAGGGAGAGAGAGGAACUUCGACGUCAACAAAUGAGGUACGAGGAGACGCGCAGAAGCAUCAAGCGGCCGGCUGAAGACCGCGAGCGCAGGGAAUUCUUCGAGGAUCGUAAAAGACCAGCUCCAGAUAACAGAUCACGUUUUGACGAGGCUCCAGCACCCCAGAGAAGCAGAUACAAUGAAGAUCGGAGCUAUGAGAGAGGAAGCGAACCUGCGCGCUUUGAGCGGGGCGGUCACGGCAGUCAUGCUAGUCACGGUGGUGGCAGCGGGGGUCGCGAGGAUCUGCGCGGCGCACCGCCCGGCGUCGGCGGCGCUGCUAAUCGUUACGAUGAUCGGCGCGACGAUAGGCGUCCGGUUGAUAGAUCUGGCCCACGAGACGAUCGUGAUCAUAGAGGACCACUACCCCCUCAGGCCUCACGAGACAGACCUAGGGAAAGGUACAGUGGUAGUGGUCUGGGCGGCGGAGGCGGCGGUGGUGAUGCAUGGAGGACUGGCGGGGGUAUGGGCGAUAGUAAGGGCAGCUAUGGCAGCAGCUCGGCCAUGAUGGGGGGCAGUAUGGGCACCUCUGGGCUCUCUGUGCGUGGGGGGGACUCCCAGGGCUGGAGAACGUCAAGCAGCAUGAACAACAGUGAUAGAUGGGGCGGCGGCAGUGGUCCAGGCAUGGGAGGACGCGGCGGCAGUGGAAACAUGGGAGGCAUGGGCAUGUCCGAGAUGCUACGGGCGGAUCUCAACCACGUUUCCCAGCCUGGCAUGAGUUCUAUGUCCAUGCCCAUGUUGUCUCAGAACGAUAGAUUCCCCAUGUCUAAUUUUCGUAAAUAUUAGGAAUUUUAAUUAAGGACUGACAAAGUUGAGUGUUGAGGCAGGUAAUAUGUAGUAGACACUUUUAACCAUUUAAAAUUAUUUGUUAGACUCACAUUGGCCUUCAAUACAUCUGUGAUGUAAAAAUGUGAUUUUUUCGGCCCAAAGUUUCAUUAGAUUUAUCAUUGUAGAUACAUUAAUUAAAAUUAGGCAUUUCAGUUAAUCAUCCAAAUUGUGGUUACGUACACAGGGCAGUCGCACAGUUUCAUUUGUCUUGUCAUGUACUGUACCUACGUGAGUCUAGUUUUGCUGCAUUCAACCCUGAGAUGAGUUUUUUUAUAUAAAGGAAAAAUGAAUUAGCUAGUGAAGACUUUAAAAGGCUUGUAGGUGAUGACGCUUGAUUACUGUUAAGUUGCAUAUACAGGAUUGCCCAGCAUACACAGCACCUUGACGGUUUUCCACGUUAUUGUUGGUUUGAAAUUGAGCCAUUGUUCAUUAUGUUCCACUACCGGCAAUUGUCACUGGUGGGUGGACGACAAUAGAUGCUGUACAUGCAGGGUCGUCCUAUACCGUGUUUUCUGGCAUACAAGGCGCACGACUGUCGGCUGCUUGCUGAUAUGUAGUUUCCAAGCUGUUCUGACAGUAAACAAAUGUUAGUGAAACCCAGAGCCUACCUUUGACCUUGAGCAUGUACGAACAGGCUGAUUUUCCAAGACUUUUUAGGGGGGGAAGGGGAAGCGUGCCUGAUGUGCAGGAAAAUACGGCAAGUGGUGUGCAAGUUGUCAUCUACCUUGAGGUAGUACUAGCUUUGACUUGAGGUACAUAAUUAUUUUUUCAUUGAACAUUCCCCAUGUUUGUGUGUACCUGAAUAAAAUGUGUAUCUGAAA
Molecule: messenger RNA, 3351 nt
Organism: Cherax quadricarinatus
Lineage: Eukaryota; Metazoa; Arthropoda; Malacostraca; Decapoda; Parastacidae
Product: SAFB-like transcription modulator
Biological process (GO): regulation of mRNA processing; regulation of transcription by RNA polymerase II
Cellular component (GO): nucleus
Molecular function (GO): sequence-specific DNA binding; RNA binding
Source: RefSeq, a predicted model, not a curated record